Messenger RNA from Hyaloperonospora brassicae, 1062 nucleotides. The record is from the annotation of a GenBank genome assembly. NCBI's taxonomy places the organism in Eukaryota, Oomycota, Peronosporomycetes, Peronosporales, Peronosporaceae.
AUGCCGCGCGCGACGCUGCGUACACCCUUCAACCCAGACCACCAAGUCAACUACGGACUUUCCAUCGCAAGUCGGGACGUAGCCACGUCGGAGGUCGUUUCAGUAGAUUGUCUCUUCUGUAUUCACUUUGACCGAGAGGACACAGACACGAGCACCGCCCAGGAGGAACGGAAGCGGCGCAGAACCGAAAAUAUCAAGUCUUUCACGAAACCAUUUCGAACCGACAAUCACGUACAGCACUUCAGCCGCCAGCACAAGGCUCGCUGGGAACAAUUCAAGAUCCUGGUCAGGGACCAAAAGGCCACCUUUUUCCAAAGAAAUGCACCAGUCAGGCACAGGAACACCAUUCCAUCGCACUUCGCCGGCAACCAGACGGCAAUGCAGCUUUACAUCAACAAAGCGAUUGUUGACGUCAUCAUCGGGAACCUACUUCUCGACCAGGACGACGACGAUGGGCUGCCGAACAUGUGUAGGGAAAGAGCACUUAGAAUCUUCGAAGAUAUCGAUCCCAACACCGUUGAAGACCCUGGAUUGGCCACUACCAAAUAUCGAAUCGACAUCUCGAAUCCAAAGCAAUUCAAUCUGGUGGCGGGAUUCCUCAGCACUGGAGUUUCCUUUCGCCAAGCAAUAGCUCUGGUUACCAUGACGAAAGAAGUCACCGACGUUGCGGAGAUCGGCACUGCUAAGGAUGAAAGGGUCGCUCAGUACGCUCGCUUUAUUUUGGCCUUGAAUCUGCAACAUAUCCACGACAUCUUGGAAAAUGGCUGGGCAUUCUCAAUAGCUUUGGAUAUGUCCACUCACAUGUCGACUUCUUACCUGGAUAUCCGCAUUCGGCCCUUCUGGCAUGGCGAGACCCUCAACUUGCACUUGAUUGGGAAUCCGGUUUUCUGCAGGCAUACGGCAUCAGAACUGUACCGCCACGCUUCGGCAGUGCUGGAUGUACUCUGCACUGAUCAGAAGACUAUGCUGAUUUCAAUCUCAACGGACGGCGAACCGCGAAUGACCGGCCACAUUGGCGGGGUGGCCACGCUAUUUGAACAAGCAGCAUUAGCUGGAUUUUAA